Messenger RNA from Portunus trituberculatus (swimming crab), 6355 nucleotides. RefSeq names its product glycine receptor subunit alpha-4-like. Gene Ontology annotation, biological process: regulation of membrane potential; nervous system process; chemical synaptic transmission. Bases 987 to 2630 code for a protein of 547 amino acids. The transcript is spliced from 13 exons. The record is from RefSeq and is a predicted model, not a curated record. NCBI's taxonomy places the organism in Eukaryota, Metazoa, Arthropoda, Malacostraca, Decapoda, Portunidae. Gene Ontology annotation, molecular function: neurotransmitter receptor activity; extracellular ligand-gated monoatomic ion channel activity; transmembrane signaling receptor activity. Gene Ontology annotation, cellular component: membrane; synapse; neuron projection.
GGGAGCAGUAGGGCAGCUAGCAGCAACACCAACACAGAGGCUCACAUCCAGUCAGUUCCGUUGUGGCGGCGCUGGAAACAGGACCCCGCCUCGCUCCAUCCCGCGCUCACAACCACACGCCUCUCGAGUCGCGUCCACUUCCCUGGCUGCCAACCUCAUCCCGCGCGUGCUGACCGUGACUGCCUUCCCAUCCCGCGCGGAAGCCUGGCCAGCCCUAACUCCUCGCUAAGGCAUCGAAGUAGUUACCGAAGUACUUCAAUGUGUGUGGCUAACUUGACUACUACGACGGUUGAUUGAGAAAGACUGAGAGCGAGUGAGCGAGCGACCUUUGAAAAUGACAUUAGCAUCACCACCGCCAUCACCGCCACCACCACCACCACCACUGCAGCACCCAGUCACCACCACCACAUGAGACCCGCCACACUAACCACAAUGAGAUAAAGCGAGAGAGAGAGAGAGAGAGAGAGAGAGAGAGAGAGAGAGAGAGAGAGAGAGAGAGAAUCAGUGCGAGUGACGGUGAUGCGGUAAGGUGGUAUCGAACCCAGGUGCGGAGGAGUCGCGAUAAGGAAUUCACCACGUAGCCAAGAACUGAAUAUACUUACCGACGAAAUAAAGAGAGGAAGUUGACGCGGCGCUCUUGGAGAAACAGAUUAAACCGCGCGAGGCAUUAAAGGAAAAUAAAUUGGGUUUCCCCUCAAAACACGCAAGAAAGAAAACGGGAAGAGGAGACAAAAAAGUGGUUUUCCGAUUAGAAAAAGAAAAAAAACAGGAAAGAGAAAAAAAGACCUUUCCACCGUAAGCACCACUCUCAUAAAAGCCUUGGAAGGGGAGUGAGAGAGUGAGAGAGAGAAGAGAAAGAGAGAGGGAGAGACAGAAAGGAGAUAAGAGAGAAAACUUCAUUUGAGGUAGAAGUGGACAGCUCUCGGGCCGCCUCUCCUGCCUCCUCCUCCUUCGUCUGCCACUCCUUCAGAUCGGCCGGAGGGGAAAUGGCAGCCCGACUAAGGUGGGGGGGUAGGAGGCCGCUCUCCACCCCCCACCACUUCCUCCACCUCCUCCACCUGCUGCUCUUCCACUUCAGUCUGGUGAGGGGAAGCGUGAACGACGGGCCGCUGGAGUUUGAGGACAUUAUGCCGGACAACCCGAGAGACUACGACAAGAUGGCUCCUCCCAAGGGCGGCGACGACCCCACCACAGUGCUUGUCCACGUCACCGUCAUGAGCCUCGACUCUAUUGACGAGAGCUCCAUGACUUACGCAGCUGACAUCUUCUUCGCCCAGAGUUGGAAGGACUGGCGGCUGCGGCUCCCUGACAACAUGACCCACGAGUAUCGCCUGCUACCUGUCGCUUGGCUUAAGGACAUUUGGCGGCCUGACUCUUUCUUCAAAAACGCCAAGGCUGUCACUUUCCAGGAGAUGACCAUUCCUAACCAUUACCUGUGGCUCUACCAGGACAACACGAUACUCUACAUGGUCAAGCUCACGCUGGUGCUGUCCUGCGCUAUGAACUUCCAGCUGUACCCUCACGACACCCAGGAGUGCCACAUGAAGAUCGAGAGUCUCUCGCACACCACGGAUGACCUGGUCUUCAUCUGGGAGCCUGAAGUCCCUCUGGUGGUGGACAAGAACAUCGAACUCCCACAGCUGGACCUCGUUAAGAAGUUCACGGGAGACUGCACUCAGGUGUAUUCCACAGGUAACUUCACGUGCCUGGAGAUCGUGUUCACAUUUAAACGGCGCCUGGGGUACUAUUUGUUCCACACGUACAUUCCCACCUGUCUCAUUGUCAUCAUGUCCUGGAUCAGUUUCUGGAUCAGACCCGAGGCUGUCCCGGCGCGUGUCACCCUGGGCGUCACCUCUCUCCUCACUCUGUCCACCCAGCACGCCAACUCACAGAAGUCCUUGCCGCCUGUGUCCUACAUCAAGGCUAUCGACGUGUUUAUGUCUUCUUGCACCGUCUUCGUGUUCUUCUCCCUGAUGGAGUACGCGCUGGUCAACGUGGUGCUGGGAGAUGUGCCCGAGGAGCCUGACUCUUUAAGGAGGGUGCGGUCCCGUGCUUUGCUCCAUGUAACUCCCCAUCAGGACUCCAAGCUCGGGGGAGUGUCGGAGUGUCUCAGCGCGGAGCAGUCACCUGUCCUCGGGGGAAACAAAGAAGGGGCCUCUGCUGCUCCUCCGCCGCUACACUCCAAACGCCGCACAGUGUCCUCGCCAGCACUGCAGCGGCGUGUUAAUGGGAGGAAACCCAACUGUCAGCCUGAGUUUGACAGUAUAAACACCAUUGCCUCACCCUCGACGGCCGCUCCUGCCAAUGGAAUGUCGGCCCUGGAGAUGCUAGGCCCCGGUUCCUGCCCCGCCCACCUGCCCAGCCCCCAGCACAUGAUCAACGGUCCCAUGUACAGCGGCGUGCAGCACCCAGCCGUACAGCACCAGCACCAGCCGGUUCAGCACACUGUUAAUUUUGGUCUCCCUCCCCCGCCUCCUCCUCCUCCACUCGGCCCCGCUAAGAAGCAGAAUCAUCGGAGACGGCGAGAGCGAGCCAUCCUCAUCGACCGUGUCUCCCGCAUCCUCUUCCCCACCUCCUUCACCGUCCUCAACGUCAUCUACUGGAGCGUCUUCGUCGUUGAGUGGUUCUAGUAACGGCCACCAGAGGGCUUCGGAAUUAAUUUUCAACGAGGAGUGACUUCGAGAUCAAGUUAUACCAGGGUACACAGACACACAGACGCUUGCAAACACUCAGACACGCUGUUCCGGUUAAUAUGACGGAUGGGAUUGUGUUGUUUCUCCCCUCUGCAGCAAUAACUGGUUUAGUACACUCCCGCUCUCUCGUCCCUACCGCUAAUAGUUGUAGUUGACGUGUGUUGAGGUGAAGGGAUGCGCGGCUCAGCUUCUCCGUCAGGUUAACUUGAAUGAAUCGUUUUUACAGGUGAGGGUUUAGUGACGUGCGGCUUGGCGUGCAAUGUUACCUCAGCGUGAGAGAAAAGGUGAUGGAAAUAAGGUACAGUGUUUUAGUUUUAUGUGUUUUCCUCGUGUUCUUAAGUGUUUCCCUUGUCUCGCCUGCUAAGAUCUACUGGAGGUUAUUCAUUUCAAGUGUGUUCUCAUGAGAUAGUUUAACAUUCUACACUACCAGUACAAAAAACACCCAUGACAACACAAAAUAAUCCCUGUCUUUCAGAGAUUACUUGGAGUUUCACCGGUGUUUUUACAACCAGAGAUACCGUAACAUUCUGCGGCGUCAAUGGAAAAGUACUCAUGAUAGCACAAAUAACCUCUUUAGCCUUUGAUUAUAGUCCAUUAUAGAGACAGAGAGACAAAAACAUUUAUGGCGAGGUGUGGAUUUUAAGAAGUAUUGAGACGUUUACAGUGUCAGUGCCAGUGCCAGUGCCUCUAUAGUGUUUUGUGUGGGCCUCUUGGCACUGGUCGCCGCCUAGACAAUUCAAGGUUAUAGCGUAAGGAUGUUCAGUGCCGUGUUGCCUGCGUGGUGUGUGGGAUUCAUCGACUGUUACUUGUCGUGUUUGAGUGAGGAAAGGAGUUGGAUCUCAUGUUCUUGUUCCUUAGACACUACUGGACUUCAAGGGUUUAUUGUUUAUUUAUUAUCUAUCCAUCACCUUUGUACUUGAGUGAGUUAAUAUGUGUGUGUGUGCUGGAAAAGGAGUUGGAUUGCACUUUCUUGUUCCUCCUAAGCGACUGGAAUCCAUUAAUGCACUAAUUUCUCGGGGUAGGUUUGUAACGCUCUUAGUUUCUGUGAUAAACUUCAAUGUGGAUGUAAUGUGUAGUACUUGUUCCACUUCUGUGUAGGACUGAAACGUGAGUGACAAUCCACAUUAUAACGAAACCUCUCUGUACUCACCUUCACCUGUCGCUCCCCACGCCCCCACGUCUCCAGCCACGCCUCCAGCCACGCCUCCCACUCACGCCUCACGUACUCACCCACCGAGGGGCAGAGGGAAAACUGUUAAAUGUUGACUGGAUGGGUCAGUGUUACAUUAGCCAGUCAGUCAGUGAUUCAUUCACACACAUAUAAUUCACAACGGUAGGAGUGACUGAUUGAGUGGAUAUUUGUUAUCAAGUCAUUCAGUCGGUCAGUCAGUUACACUAUUGACAAUUAAUUCACAAGCACGGCCGACUGAAUGGGUUUAUACGGUUUUAUUGUCAGGUCACCCAGUCAGUCAGUCACAAAAUGUAAUUCACAGCCAUUUUGACUGACUGAUUGGGUUUCUGUAAUUAAACCUGUCAGUCAGUCGAUCUGCCAUCCAUUCAGUCAGUCACACAAAUGUAAUCCAUUGACUAAGCUUAUAUUGUCAUGUGUGUGCAUGAGUGAGUGAGUGAGUCAGUUAUUCAGUGACGAAUAUAAUGCACAAACACAUGACUAACUGAAUGAGUUUCCAUUUAUUGUUAGUCAAUAAGUAAAGUUAAUACAUUAGAUUAUGUAAUGAUUUAAUAACAACGACGAUAAUAACAUGUAUCACCACAACAUACAAUUAUUAGUAACACACACAUUCACAGUAUAAAGCAAUUUAACUUUUAAGAAAUUUCACAGCAGUCUAUUUUCAUCACAAUCCUAUUUCACGUCACCACUCAGACAGUUUUGGUGCGCGUCUUAAACGAGUAAAAUAAAUGCGCACCCUUACUUGGGGAUGUGGGUUGUGGGUUGUGGCGUGUGCUGAACGUGACGAGAACGUGACUAUUCCUCUUGUACGACCUCGGGACCAUCGUAUUCCAACACCCGAUCAUCUCGUGUACUUCUAACUGGGCUUUACCGUUGUCUGAUUCAGUGUUUAGCAGUCCUAACCUUGUUUUCCCGAGAUUGCAUUCUGAAAUCUUCCGGGGUCUCAUCUCGGCUACUAUAAACAGGCUCUGGUUUUAAGUGAUUGGAGUUUUCAAGAGUGUUUUCAAGAUUUUAGUGAUAGUUUAACCAUAAUUCCGCACUCUCAGUUGAUAAACACCCUUGAGAACCUGACUAAUCACCAACUCUUUCGCUUUGAGGGAAAAAAAAAUGGUUCUUGUGAGAGUUCGAAGCUUUUUACAAUAAUGGAUCUCAUUUUUUCAACCCACGCUAGUUCUUGAGCCACCCAGCGUAGUGCGGCAGUGGGCUACAACUCUCCUGCUUCUACUUUAAUGCAGUCAUUCAUUAACAAACAUAGCAACGUUAAUGAUGCUCAAUAUAUCGGUAGAUUUCGAGAGAGAGAGAGAGAGAGAGAGAGAGAGAGAGAGAGAGAGAGACGAAUAUGUAUUUAAACCUUUUUAACGUGAUAGCUACUUUACGUGGGCGGUAGGUGAUUAAAUAAAUGGGUGGUUGGUUGUAGACGAUAACAUUUUUGCUCAGUGUCUCCGCAAUCUCAUUCCCGCAACACGAUAGGAACGCCAGCUGUGAUCGAUAGUAAUUCAUAAGGUGCGUGUAUGAUGUGUGUGUGCUGUGUGUGUGUGUGUGUGUGUGUGUGUGUGUGUGUGUGUGUGUGUGUGUCCAUUCAUCUUGAUCGCCUCUGGACCCCCUCAAUAGCGCUCAGCAUAAUAGUGGAUUAGUGGAUUAGCUUGUUGUCGGUGUAGAGAGCCGCUGCCUCCUCUUCCUCUUCCGUCUCCUCCUUCUCCUGCCUAUAUGCCUGGACGGGACUCGAGCCUCUCCAUUAAUUGCCUCUCAUCUCCAGCCAAGCGUCUGCCUCCGUAUUCUGAUUAAUUGUAACAGUGAGUCCCCUUCUACUGCAGCAGGAACCUCUGGAAAUUGGUUUUGUUUUGUUUCUACGCUGCCGUGUGGGUUUCCAGGGACCUGGUUCCCCAUUACCUGGUGCUGCAGUGAGGUGGAGUUCUGUAUUCCCAAACUGACUCGUCAUUCCAUCUCGUAACUGGCUUUAUUGGAAGUUGUUUGGGAACUUUCAAGAGUGUUUUCGUGAUUCUAGUGGUAGUUUAGCAAGUUUUCAACGCGACUAAUCAUCUCCGUUGUGUGUGGAGUUGUCUUGAUGAGAGAAUGAAGUGUUUUAGAAUAUAAUACAGUUUUAAGUAAAGUAGACGGUUCGUGGUGCUCUUGUUAGAGAAAAAAAAAUGUUACGGUGGUUACUUCUGAUGUUAUUGUUCUUGAUUGCUCAUAUAAUUAAGAAUAAAACAUGUUUCUGAGGGAUACGUGCAGCCUAUCGGUAGUUGGGGAAAAUAGUAGUAAUAAAAAAUGAAAAAUAACGUCUCCGUGAUGCUCCUACUGUUAAUAAACGUCACUUAGCUUACUUACAUUUUCUUCAUCACAACACUCACAUACACAAGUUAGACGCUACACAGAGACACGUGCAAAUCAGUGAUAGAAAAAUAGUAAUAAUAACAUAAUAUGACAUAGAGAAUAAAGACUGAAAAGUAAUGUGCUGGUGAUGUCCCUCCAU